Messenger RNA from Hydractinia symbiolongicarpus, 2869 nucleotides. Its product is annotated as cytoplasmic dynein 1 light intermediate chain 1-like. The transcript is spliced from 12 exons. Bases 64 to 1449 code for a protein of 461 amino acids. Gene Ontology annotation, molecular function: dynein heavy chain binding. Gene Ontology annotation, biological process: microtubule-based movement; microtubule cytoskeleton organization. Lineage: Eukaryota; Metazoa; Cnidaria; Hydrozoa; Anthoathecata; Hydractiniidae. The record is from RefSeq and is a predicted model, not a curated record. Gene Ontology annotation, cellular component: centrosome; cytoplasmic dynein complex.
CGGAAUCGCAUUUUGGAUAAAGCAUCUUCCUUCAAGAUGCUGCAAAUCAUAGAAUAAACUAAAAUGGCGGAUGACAGAGAGGAUAAUUUGUUUGAAAAAGAUAAAGAUAAGGAAAAUUUUUGGAAACAAAUUCUGAAUGAAGUCUCUGCUCAGUCAUUAAGAAGAUUAGCACCUAAUAAACGUGUGCUGGUGUUAGGUGAUGAUGGAUGUGGAAAAACUAGUCUAAUCACGAGAUUACGGACUCCUGGCGAUGACGAAUUAAAAAAAGGAGCUGGACUUGAAUAUACAUACUUGAAUAUUCAUGAUGAAGAAAGAGAUGAGCACACAAGGUUGAGUAUUUGGAUUCAAGAUGGCGACAAACAUUAUAAAGACUUGCUGAAAUAUGUUGUAACAAAAGACACUGUAAAAAAUGUGACAAUAAUAAUAUGUGUUGAUAUGGCCAAGCCAUGGAACAUUAUAGACAGUCUUGAAAACUGGUGUAGAAUUUUAAGGGAACACAUACAUUCCCUUCAGUUAUCAGCUAAAGAAUUAAACGAAAUGGAACGGGGAAUUGUAAAAGAAUUUCAAGACUUUCAAAAAAUAGAUAUAACUGAUGAAGAACCGAAAUCUGCAAGAUCGAACCCUGGUGAGGAAGAGGAAGAACCUGUACUGCCGUUAGGAGAAAAUGUGCUGGUUGAUAAUCUAGGAAUACCGGUUGUUGUAGUUGCUGCCAAGUCGGAUCAUAUGUCUGUUCUGGAGAAAGAAUGGGAAUACAGAGAAGAACAUUUUGACUUUCUUCAAAAACACUUACGAAACUUCUGCUUAAGAUGUGGAGCUGGUUUGUUGUACACAUCAUCGAAAGAGUCAUGCAACACGUCGUUAUUAUAUAAAUAUUUGGUUCAUCGUAUAUACGGUUUUUCACUCACCGUACAACCACAAGUGAUUGAAAAAGAUGCAAUAUUUAUACCAAUGGGUUGGGACAAUGAAAACAAAAUAAAGAUUUUAGACGAACAUAUUAAAACAUUUAAUUCUGCCGACUCUUUUAAAGAUCACAUUAGCAAGCCAAUCUCAAGAAAACCGAUAAGUCAAGAGAAAGAAGCAGUUGUGGUGGAAGAUGAACAACAGUUUUUAGAAGCACAACUCGUAAUACUCAACAAAGCACCGUCUUCAUCGUCAUCUGCGCAACGACCACAGCAGCAAGCGGAGCAUCGAAGUUCUCAGAGAACACAAAUGUUAUCCCCGGGUCAAAGAACAGGUCAACGGCAAGGAAUACCAAGUGCUAAAGGGAAGAUGGACCCAACAAAGACAGCAGCGGCAGCACAAAAUUCAUCCGAGACUGUGUUGGCGAAUUUCUUUAAUAGUCUUUUAAAUAAGAACAGUACGAAAGGUGUGAAAGGAGCACCGGCUAACAGAAGUGACGUCCAGGCUGAACUUGAAAAAAUGUCCAAAAAACCCAAGGAGGAGAAAUAGCUUUUUUCUGCGCACUAGAAAUAUCGCAUCUGUUUUAACAGGUUUAUUCAAUGAUCCAUGACAGCUCGUUAACUGUGAAUAAAAGGAAUUAUCGAGCCCAAAAUAAUCGACUAAAAUUUAUAAUUUAUUUUCUGUUGAGUUCGCUAGUUACAUGUAUAAAAAAUCUUUCAAUUAAUUACUGAGUAUGUCUGUUUUCAAAAUUUUAUUUAAAUUUUGCAAUUCUUAGUGAUAUUCCUGGUGAAGGUUUUUUAAAAUAUUGGAGGCUCCCUUUAACGAUGACUGCCGAUACACUUUUUCUAAAGCAGCGAAGUUUCCAUAUUUGCAUGCAAUAUAUUUACUACUUAAUUCUUCUACUAAGCGUUAGUAAAAACCAGGUGAUAUAUCAAAACUCUUGCAAGUGCAUGUAGGAACCGAUACCCGCAAAAUAAAUAAUCCGCGAAAUUUGUUGAUAAUAUGUAUUUUUUAAAACUGCUUUAUUUCAGUAAUUUUAAACGACCUUGUUACUAGAUUCUAUCGUGUCUGUUAUUACCAUGUCAAAUAUUCUCAUUAUAACUUAGUAAUAAAGAUAGAAGAAUUCUCAUAAUAUACUCCACUGCAAAAUUCGCCGCCUUUGUAGCUAUGUAAUGUGACGGAGUGUGUUGAAUUAAUAAAACUGUCACUCUCUAUCACAUAUGUUUUCUUAUAUCACACAUUGUGUAGUUAGGAAAUAGAAAUAUAAUGUUAUUGUUGUGUUGUGCUCUAGUGCGGUGACUGUUUUGUACCGUGGCCCCCUCCUCGUCCCCAGUUUCUAUUGGUACCAGAGCUGUUAUCACGGACCACUAUCAUGUUCUUCAGAAAAGCAAAAAGCCCUGAGAAGUUGCGGUGGCUCGUGUGCCAAAUUUUAAAGAAAUUAGAAUAUUUGAAGAAAAUGUUUUGAAAAGAAUAAACGUCUUGUAGAAAUACAGACAAUUUUAAUCGUGACAAACAAGGUUCAACAAAACGAAUGUUGUUUGUAUAAAUAGAUAGCCGUUUAUAAUUUAUUUAACGAAACAUGAAUUUUUCUGUUAAAAAAUGUAUUUUGCCAUGUUUCCUGUACUUUUCAGGAAAAAGGGAAAAUUAGUAAAAUUUCAGCCUAACCAUAAGUCUUAUUUUGCUCAUAUUUUUUAACAAACCUAUUUUCAUUGUUCUUACAAAAUUAUUUUUAUAAAAAAAUAAAUUGACAAAUCUCUUGCUGGAUUGUAAGUCAAUAAAUUUUGUACAUGAUUCUUGUUUCACUAACUUUAUGUGCCAGAAGGUUAACCAAAUUUCGGAGCUUAACACCGGUGUUUGGGCUACUACACAACCAAGAGACUUAUUUGAGCAAUCAAGACAAUCUUCAGACUAUUAAAGUUUGUCUAUGCACACAGUCGCUGAUGUACAUAGAAAGCGAAAUCAUCUCUUU